AAAAGCCCGACCAGCUGAUUCAGAGUGUGCUCAAUAUAUGGAUUUAUUCGAACAUGUGCUAUUUGGAGAUUAUACAUAUACAUUAAUAGGACCUGCAUGCAUAUAUUUCGCACACAUUUUUCAAGGUAUAUGAUGGCCUAAAUGGGAAAGCUCAGACAUCAUAAUACAUGUAUUUUAACUAUAUUUACCAUACGUUGUAUAGGAGCAUCGAAAGUGUACGGAUAAACAAAUAGUGCAAUAUCGAAGGAAAAGUAGUCGGGUCGUAGGAAUGUCGUAAAUAAUUCAUAUUGGACCCUAUAUUAAAAUUUUGUGUUAUUGCUAGGGUCUUGUUGGUGGAGACUAAGUUAUAACUAGAGAUUCCGAUGAUGAUUUCAGCCAGAUCCCGGCUCCGCUAGUUGCACUUGAUGCCGAGGCAUACAAAGUACACAAAGUUAUUCAAUCAUCGAUAUAUACCGCAUGCACUGCCGAUAUCGGCAUUUGGCUACCUGGAGCUGAACAAGCAAACUCGUGUCAGCAAUGGCAGCUACCUGAGCUAAUACUCCAAGCAUCGUGGCAUCUAGCUAAUGCUAGCGAUCAAUGAUUACGCUACGGUGCUGCGUGGAGGUUGCAAUCUACAGCAGACGAGAUACGGCGCGCAUGCGCCUCAAUCAAAAUCACUUCUGAGCAGACGGGAUUACUAUGUGCUCCAGAUCUUCUUCAGAAACUUGUUGAAAUAGUGGAUUAGUAGAAAUGAUUUCUUAAAGUACGGAUACACAAAUUCCUUGGAAGGAUUCCUUGAUACAUCUGGAUUAAGUAUGGCGUACAGACUUUUACCUCUCACUUGGAACCGUGGGAUGGGACGGGAGGAGCCCGCCGGCAGCAACAGCAUGACUCCCCCAAUAGGCAUUCCAAUACGCUACAGAAGGGACAGACUCGGCAUGAUUAUACACCAGCACCCCUUCCACGACCCUGAACUUGACAACCUCUACCAGAGAUAUGUCUACAAACUUCAACAGCAAAGUGUCACGAAGGCGUUGCUUCUCUUCAUAGUCCUGACCGCCGCCCUGGCUGUCAUGGAGUUCGCCUUCGCCCUCCACCCAACUGGCGAGACUAUCUACAAUUUCCUCCAUUGUUGCGUUUUCGUAUUUCUAGUCGUGUACUCCAACAGCAAAUUCAUGCAGGAGACGCAUCUGCCGCUUGUCUCAAUCACCUUCCUCUUCUUUUCGAUUCUGUUCUCAAUAGUCAACUUACCAGUUCAUCUUUUCGGCAAACAGACGACAAUGGUAUAUUCAGCGGCGGACGGAGUUUGGCAGAUGUUGUUCGUGAUUCUCUCUAUUUAUUGUAUGAUCCCUGUCCGACUGAUAAUCGCAGGGUGCAUUGGAAUAUCGUUACCGUGCAUACACCUGAUUGCUGUUUUCGUCACCAGUGACCCAAGGAUUUAUUGGCCUUUGUAUCUAGCCAACAUAGUUAUCUUCAUAUGCGCCAACAUCGUGGGUAUUUUCAUCCAUCGGGUCAUGGACCACGCUCAGAACAAAGCAUUUAUGGACACCAGGAACUGUAUAGCACAGAGGCUCGAAAUGGAGGAUGAAAAUGAAAAAUUGGAACGCCUGUUGCUGAGCGUGCUGCCCGAGCACGUUGCCAUGGAGAUGAAGCAUGACAUCAAGAUGCCACACGAGGGAUUGUUUCACAAAAUUUACAUUCAGAGACACGAUAAUGUCAGCAUAUUAUUCGCGGACAUAGUCGGUUUCACGGUGCUUGCUUCUCAGUGCACUGCGCAGGAACUAGUCAAGAUCCUCAACGAAGUAUUUGGUAGAUUCGACCAGUUAGCAGAGGAAAAUCAUUGUCUUCGCAUCAAGAUCCUUGGUGACUGUUAUUACUGUGUAAGUGGUCUCCCGGACGCCAGGCCCGACCACGCUAGAUGUUGUGUUGAGAUGGGACUCGAUAUGAUUGAUGCUAUCGCUUCGGUUGUUGAAGCGACGGACGUCAAGCUGAACAUGAGAGUUGGCGUACACACUGGUCUCGUUCUGUGCGGGGUGCUUGGUCUAAAACGAUGGUGCUUUGACGUCUGGAGUAAUGACGUCACAUUAGCCAAUCAGAUGGAGGCUGGCGGAAUUCCUGGGAGGAUUCAUGUCACCAAAGCCACCCUGGACUGCCUUGGCGGGGAGUAUAAGACGGAGCCAGGCAAAGGUGGUGAGAGAAAUGCAUAUCUGUCUGAACACAACAUUGAGACGUUUCUGAUCAAAACCACCCGCAUCAAAAAGCAGCCUAGCAUGUAUUAUGGUAGCCGAUCCAGGACAAAAAAGCUCUCCUUCAAGAAUGUCUCCAGCUGUGUCAUGAGACUGAUCCGAGCUGUCAAGUUCAAUGCAGAAAUACCCUUCUCAAAUGUGCUAUCAUCCGAAAUAGAGAAAACUUCGAAAUUGAGCAAACCUCUAGACAAACUCAGGAAACCCUUUCGAAAAAGCCAUUGGGAGCUAGGACAUUCGGAUGCUUUCCAGCCAAUAGACCGUGUCAAUAAGUUCCUUGGCUCCGCCAUCUCCGCCCGAAGCGUUCAGCGAGAGAAGACAACGCAGGUCAAUUACGUGACGUUACGGUUUAGAUCUGGCCAACAGGAGAAUAGGUACAACCGAGUUGGUGACUUUGCUUUCGGGAGCAGCAUGGCCUGCUCACUCCUGGUGCUUCUCUGUAUCACUGCGAUGCAAGUUCAAGUUCUGCCAAGUUCGAAAGGUUUUACAAUGUUUGGUGAUUAUUCUCUGAGGACAAUCCUACUGCUGAUUAUGAUCAUGGUCACCUUCACGUGGAUUACAGUUAUUCUUAUUUUUAUACUCGCUGCCAAAUUAAAGUGUCUCGAUUAUGAUAUACGGCGGAAAGCCCCUGUACGCCUCACUCUGAUCAUCCUCACUAUCAUAUUCAUAUACACUGUUAGUCAAGUUAACGUGCUUUGCUGUGAUGGAGGCAUCGUGUUCCCAAAAGACAACGGGUCAGGAGCAGGGGCCUCAGUAGUCCACCAAACCUUUAUGGCAGGCAACAACCUGACCUGCCGCUACCCGCAAUACAUCUACCUGAGUGGUGUCCUGGGCUACAUUACUGUUGCGGUGUUCCUGAGGCUAUCUGCUAUUGUUAAACUGCUGAUCAUGAUCAUUAUUGGUGCGGCUUAUAUAGUGGUGAUGGAAGUCACUCAUCCGGCUGUCUUCUGGACUUACGACAAGGACAUGGGCCUGUUGGUUCCAUCUCACGCCAUGGGUAUCCUGGCCCUCAUACAGUUCCUCAUCAUGCUCUUCGUACACAGCAGGCAACAGGAGUGGACGUACAGACUGGACUAUCUUUGGAAACAACAGGCCGCAGACGAAAAGUUGGAGAUGAUGGAAUUACAAAACAACAAUCGCCACAUUCUCUGUAACCUCCUACCUGCCCACGUGGCCGCCCACUUUAUCGGCGCUAACAACAGGAGUAAUAUGGAGUUGUACAGCCAGGCCUACUCCAGAGUAGGUGUAUUUUUCGGGUCUAUUCCCAACUUCUCCGAGUUCUACAUGGAGUUGGACGCUAACAACCAGGGGGUGGAAUGCCUGCGGGUUCUUAACGAGAUCAUUGCUGACUUUGAUGAGUUGCUAAACGAGGAGAGGUUCCAAGCUGUGGACAAGAUCAAGACAAUCGGUAGCACAUUCAUGGCAGCAGUAGGUCUGACACCUGACAGAGUCAUACAAGACACUGACGAGUCAGUCCUUCAGUCCAUGACGGUGCUAGUGGAGUUCAUCCUGGCCAUGAAGGACAGACUCAGCGUCAUCAAUGAGAAUUCGUAUAAUAACUUUAUGCUUAGAAUCGGUGUAAAUGUUGGCCCAGUGGUAGCUGGGGUGAUAGGCGCACGAAAGCCUCAGUACGAUAUCUGGGGCAACACCGUGAACGUAGCCAGUCGGAUGGAUAGUACAGGGAAGUUAGAUUAUGUACAGACAACAGAAGAAGUAUUCAAAAUCCUCAAGGACCGCUACGACUUCCAAUGCCGAGGUACCAUCAAUGUGAAGGGUAAAGGCUUCAUGACCACCUACUUUUUACUGCGACGAAAACCAAGCACAAGCUUCUCAGACUUCUCUCUCCCGGGCGGGGGCAGUUUCACCCGUAGCCCGAUCAGCCAUACGAGUAUACGAUCGUCUCUCUCGGCGAACUACUCUCUGAGAUCACCGCAGAGGUCACCGGAGAAGGUCUCAAUGGAGAGCCUGCAGCGGACUGGGUCAGACGUUCUCCUGGCGUCAACAGGGAAACGCCCCAGUUGCGACUCCGUCAAGAAUAUUUGCCAGACUCCACCUGGCAGCAUCAGUGGAUGGGGAAGGCGCAAUAACGGUGAAUGUACCACACCACGGGAUACGAUGCGCAGCGCAAAGCGAAACAAGGGCAGCAAUUCGUCUCUGGCGAGUUUCUUGAAUAAUGAGGCGCAGUGUAGCACGCUUUCGUCGAAGGUCGGAAACUCACCCGAACUUCCCAUGGUCCACUUCAAAAAUAUCAACUUCUACCCAACGCAGACUGGCACUCAGUCAACAUCUUUUGCGGAUUCGUCGCAAGCGGAAUACAUGCAGGCGAACAAUCUGAUGCAGGGUGAUCGGCCUCAGCAGUUGCCGGUUGGGAUAUUCGGGAAUCGGACGGAGUUGCUGAACAAUCAAAUUAAAGGAUUUAAGUUCAUAGGUUCGAAGACUUCUGGUUCACCCACGAGGCCGUUGCCGCCUCUGCCACAGGGUCAUAUUCGCAACCAAACCAACCAGAUGAGCCCUGUACAUCUUGCGAGGGCGCCACUAUGCAGGCAGAUGAGUGAAGGUGGGGUCCAGCCACAGCGACCGCAAGUCGUCAAACAACACAGCUUGGACAGUGCCUCUUUUCUGAAGAAUAAAAAUCUGAAGCCGCAUUAUCUAGAAGUCGCCAAUGAAGAAGCUCCGAAUUAUAACAAGCCGCGAUCACCAGUACAGACCAAGAUCAAAUCGCCGGAACACAAGUACAGGGAAUCAGCACUGCGAAAACCAGUAUUCCCGGAGGUCAUGCCAACCUCCCCUGAACACAAAUACAGAGCGCCUGAAUGCACGAAGCCAUUAUUCACCGACUGCCAUAUAACAGAAAACCGAAAAAUGAGUGCGCCUGAUUUCGACAAAUUGAGAAGGCCACCCGCACCUCUUCAUAUUGAAGAAAGGGCACAGACUCUCCAACACGUUGGUCGUGUCACUUCGCCAAAGUACGCCCUGGGUUUUAUAAAUCCGCUGUCGCCUACGCAAAUGAGUCAGUCAUCUCAUGGAAGCUUUGACGAAAGCUUCCGAUCAAAUUCACCUCAGAGUCCGAACCCCAAGAGUCCGCUAAACGGAUCACCAGUGAAAACGCCUAAACUUUUAACUCCUGAUCUCGGACUGAUAAAGGAGUUAUCUUCACCCGAAUCAGAUUACCAUCAUGCUAGCUCUUCUAAGUCAGAAAGCAGUGCGCCAGUAUUGGCUGUAAUUGACGGAUUACAAAUGUGUAUACCGGAACGAAGUCCGCCACCUGAGGUGCAUGCAAAACCAGACUCUGACCCAAACAGAGCGAGCAUUAUGACUAUCGAUACUGACGUCACCUACGAUACUGAUGUCGGAGACACUGAUUUUGGUGAAACUGAUGUUGGAGAUACGGAUGCUGAGUCUAAUAUGAAUAGAACUGACUAUGAAAAUGAUAGCACUAGCAAUUGUGGGUUGUCUGAUCUGGAGGAUGGAUUGCAGGAGUGGCACUACCCUGAUGGUGAAUCGUCAGCGGUAGGGGAUACCGAUGAUGAUGCGCUGCGGGAUGAUGACUUUGAUCAAGCUUUGAUCUCAUUACAGCCGGUGUCUUACGACAUUGGUAUAGGGCCCAUUACAAUGCGUGAUUUGAAAAUUCAUAAUAUGCAAAAUGGUUGCGAAGCGGCGGCGAGACCAAAAUCAAGGACCCAAAAUAGCCCCGGGCAGUCAAGUCCGAGGAAAAAAGACAGUUUUAAAAUCCCCGAGCACACUCGCAAGCAGGAGAUGUCUUUUGUAGAAACGCUGCAUCAGCUAACUGAAUCAGGUCCGACCAGUUUAGCUGGUGCCGGGAAACCGCCAAGUGUUGGCUCUGGCAAGAGGAAGUCCGAUAGCCCUGAGCAUAAUGGGACCAGUCAAAGCGAGGAGAACGGAGAUGUGUUCGACUCGCGAGAGUCUAGCUGCGAACCGGAACAGGCUUGUGCCUUGAACUCUCUGCCACCUCCGUGCAAUAAGUCCUCAACUGAGAGUACACAGUCUGAUACUCAACCUACCACAUUGAACUCUGGUUCGGGAAAAGCACAGGGUGGUAAAGUGCGACCUCAUCAACCACCUUUCCAAGUCAAACGUCGCCAGAAAUUUGGUCUACCUCCACGCCACUGCCGAAGCCUAGACUACAUCCCAAGCGAUGCGGACGACGGGCAGAGCUCCGUUGCGUCCUCCGCGAACCCGAGCCCCAAACUGCCGCGCUGCUCGCUAAACAUCCCGCCCCAACUCCGGCAAUAUCUCCUCCAGCCAGACAAUAUCAGUCUAUCAUCCUUCGGCAGCUGCAGCGAACUCUCCCGGAGCGAUCCGAACCUCAACUACGAUUCUAGCUCUGCAGCCUACGAGUCGGAAUACGACAAUUACCGACCAGGAAUCACGAGUGAUGACGAAUUCUUUAACAACGAUCGUGGAAGUGACGUAGAUCUAAAUGAUUAUUUUGAUGACGUAGAUCUUGAAAGUGUUGGUGUAAGCGACAGUUUUAGCUUUGAUUACGCGGUACCCGCGUCAGUGAAACAAGCCCAAAAUUGCCAAAAGUCAACGGACGUGUGAUGUAGAUCCCUUGGUGGUAGUCAGAUUAUCAUGGCAUUUGCAGUUUUUCGUGUGUCGUAAUACUCAAAAUAAACUUUCAUUGUUGAUUUUUGAUCAUAUCCGCUAUGAUUGGUAAAUAAUCAUCGUCAGUGCCGAUCGAGCCCGGUAAUAAAAAAUCAGACUUGCUUAUUCAUGUUGAAAGCCAAUGAUCGAUACAUAAUAUGAAUAUAGGUCGUUGCCUUUAUAAAAUUGACUUGGGUAACGCCAAAAAGGUGCCGUAGUUUCUUAUAUCGCAGUACAGUGGGGGUUUACGGCAGAGUGCAAUACAAUGGUGUAUGCAAAUAUCUGAAGCAAAAUUGUGACGUGCAAGUGGACCAUUUUUCGUCACAAUUACUAUCCACAGCAUCAAUCAGUAUACGUAAACGGCUCUUGUAGAUACACAACAUUUCUUGUAAUUUUUGUCGACGGUAUAUCUGACUGCAUUCAUUGGCUAAUCAAAGAGUUGUGACAUAUUUUUACCAAGUUUUGUGUAUUUUAUACUUACAUGUAUGUGUUGGUAGUGGUGUUAUCAGUUCAAACAACAAAACAAUCGUGACAUUACUGUGUCAAAUAAGGAUAUUAUUUCUAUUCCCUAUCCCAUCAUUUGCCGUGGAAGUGUUAUGCGUUCUUACAGUGAGGGAGUGAGUGUUCAUUUGGCAUGGGAACUGCCCAUAAGAUUUGUCGGGAAAUCGAUACAGAAGCCGUUUCAUCCAAAGUAACCUUGGCUGCCGGGACACUGCACUCCUAAAAAUCUACCAAGUAGUACGUGGCUCAUCGUUAUUAUUUAUACGGUCGUGGUUUUUGGGGCAUGGUAUGGCAUAGGCAAAAACACGAAACCGUAUGGCGACAAUGUGACUGGAUCAGGAGGGAGGGGAUUUGUAAUGUUGUCUUGCCAACGAGUUUUGUCAACGAGUUUUUGAAUCUCUGAAUAGUAUUGUGCUUGUUUUAUCCCUUGCGAUCCUGGCUGCGGACAUUUUUAGUCACAGCUACUUUUGCUGAAGAGAGCACACAAACGGCUCGUUAGCUUGGAUUACAUAAUCAAUAUUCUGGUCUUCUUGAACAAAAACACUGUAUAAUAAGCAGAUGCACUACAGUUAUGACCAGCAUAUCAAUUCGAACCCUGUUAGUGGCAUUGGUGACGAGCUCUUGUUCAUUAAGAUGUCUGUCUGGCGGUGGGUACGUUUUUAUGCUCGCCACUGGGGAUGCGCUUUUCCACUUCCACUGCAUGAAACGGUUGUGGUAUGUGUUCUUUUUAAAACUUUAUGUACUUUGCACUCAACGGUCAUGAGUCUGGCAGAAAGUUGUUGUUUUCUUUGGCAGACAUUCUUCUUCUUCUCCUUUUUAGUAGCGAGGUAGAUGCUUUUGUGAAUACGUUGAGUGCUGUUUAUAGUGAUGCGGGGUAUAGACUCGCUUUUUCGUGAAAAGUUUAUUAAUCGGCACCAUAAAGUUUUAUUUCAUAGUAUUUGGCAUUGGAUAUCUCUGAGUCUGUCACCGGCUUAUGCAUGAUGUCAACAUGACAAAGUGCUGAGAUGGUAUGUGGCCGGUUGAGAACCAUCUACUAACAGUAUCGUUCAGGGUUUGUGACUAACCAGGUGUAGACCUAUGUACUUUGUCUGUUAGUCAUUUAUCAUAGGUUAUUAUGAAUAGGAGGAUUGUUUGCACAUAUGUAUAAAGAUAAUAAACGAAUACUCUUAUUUGUAAAAUA
Lineus longissimus is the source of this 8508-nucleotide messenger RNA. Its product is annotated as adenylate cyclase type 1-like. NCBI's taxonomy places the organism in Eukaryota, Metazoa, Nemertea, Pilidiophora, Heteronemertea, Lineidae. Gene Ontology annotation, molecular function: adenylate cyclase activity. The record is from RefSeq and is a predicted model, not a curated record. The transcript is spliced from 23 exons. The coding region runs from base 795 to 6785 and encodes 1996 amino acids. Gene Ontology annotation, biological process: cAMP biosynthetic process; intracellular signal transduction; adenylate cyclase-activating G protein-coupled receptor signaling pathway. Gene Ontology annotation, cellular component: plasma membrane.